AUGGAAUUGAAAUUGAAACUGGAAUCAGGGGAUACUAUACCAAUCUCCGAUAAUCAGAAAAUAGGCAGGAAGCUUUUCAAAGACUAUCCCCAGUCUAAGACUAUUUCCAAAAACCAUGGACAGAUUUAUCUGGACAGAUACUUAGUCAUGUACGAAGAUCUAGGCAGUUUGCACGGCUCAUACAUUAUCAAAGAUGGAAAGCCGAGCAAGAUUACCCCUUAUGAGCCGCUCGAAAUUGGGAGGGGUGUGAAAUUGCAAUUAGCUAAGCAUUUGCAAGCACACGGUGGUAGAUACAAACCAAUGACUUUCACAGUCGAGGCAGAGCCAGAUUUCCGUUCAACCUCAUUUUCAGCUAGAUUCAGUGAUAUCAUGGACAGCGAUGAUAUCGAGGAGGUUUCCAGCAACAAACAAAGUGACAAUAAGAAGCCUUUGGUCGAGAAAGUCGACAGCGGUGAACUCUCUGAUGAUUCAGAACUCUUCGAGCCUUCCAGUGUACUAAAUCCUGCUCCAGGCUAUACAGCUUCGGACUAUGCUUCUGACAGUAAAGAAUCUGACAACAACGUAGAUUCGGAACUUGACGAACGAUUGAAUGAGUUAGAAUGCAUAAUAGCCGAGCACGAUGGGUCUCUCGAAAAAAUCGACAAUUCCAUGAGACAAAUAAAGGUCCAAUCAUUCAAGAAUGCAAUUAUCUACAAACGCCUUCAGGUCGCUAAACGUAAGGAUGCAUUCAGAUCCGCUAAACUCAAGUCAAACAAACUCAAGAAGGCGAGAAAGACGACUGAGAAGAUGAACGAAAAGAUGACGGAGAAGAUGACUGAGAAGAGGAUUGAAAAGCCAUCGAAUUACAAUCAGAGCCUCACAGCUGGCAUAAUAGGUGGUGCUAUAGGCGUCAGCUUGGGUGCAGCUGCAACAAUAACCUUUCUUUUGAAUCUGGAUUAA
Molecule: messenger RNA, 939 nt
Organism: Wallemia mellicola CBS 633.66
Lineage: Eukaryota; Fungi; Basidiomycota; Wallemiomycetes; Wallemiales; Wallemiaceae
Exons: 2
Coding region: 1-939 (312 amino acids)
Molecular function (GO): protein binding
Source: RefSeq, a predicted model, not a curated record